CACGGUCGUAUGGCAAAGAGAGGCAUGGAUGCCUACAUUCGUUUGUUCGUUCCUCCGUUUUACUGUAGAGUUCAUUGUGGUAGAAUAGCUAUGGCUGCAAUGUUCUAGCGUAGGUAGAGAUCUAGGCGAGCGAUUCUUGUUCCGCGUCUAGCGUGACGACUCCCACCAUCGACUGAUCAAAUUCGCUGGAAAAAUUUCUGGACUAACAUAUCUUCUUAAGUUUUCUAACGAAAUCCAAAACGCGACACCAGAUUUGCAUCGAUCUAGCACAGGAAUAGAGCAAACGGAUUCAUGGAUUUGCCUCGGACGUCUAUAAUCUCGUGCCCGUGGGCUGUACGGCGGAGAGAUGGACGAGAAAUGGAGGAGCUGUGUCCAUGGCAACACGGGGAGUCAUUCCGAGCCAGCAGCGCGCGAAGCUAUAUAGCAAAAGCUAGCUUGUAGCAAGAUUCAUACAUGUAAGAAAGGCUACCACGGGACGAAAUUGGGACUUCAUCGGCAGAGGGAGGAGGAGGAGAAGGAGGUGAAGGCGACGAAAGCUGGAGACGCGCUCUCGACAAUCGCUUCCAUGGAGCUUACCUCUUCACGGCCACCCAACGCAGCGAUGGAGCGGCCCUCCCAUUCAUUUUUGGAGCUCAGCAGCAUUUCAGUGCUGCAGGAGCGCCUGCUGGGCCGUCGUCUUCGUCGUCGUCCUCGUCGUCCUCACACAAGGACCCCUUCCUGAUCGUCGGCAGGGAUCCCUCUUCCUCGACGCCCUGCGCUGCUGGGCAUCAUCAACCCGUCGGCAUGUCUGCAAGCAGGCGAUCAUCCUCGGAGCAGCAGCCACAGCCGCAACCGCAACCGCAGCAAUCCUUGUCUCUGGACCUGGAAGAGCAACAAGGUCGGGCUGCUCCCCCCACCUUCGUCUCGUACAUGGGCAGCCGACUGCCCGUGGCUAUGGCGAUUAGUAGAGAUCAACACGACCAAUUCUACCAGCUUAACAGAUUGCCUUACGAGUCGAUCCCCAGCUCGAGGCAGCCACCGGCACAUCCGCAGCAGCAGCAACACGUGCUGGAAGGGGGAUUCUUCUGGCCUGGGGCAGCUCGCUCUGCAGGAGGGGUGCCUCCGCAUUUCAGCUCAGGUCCAGUGGCAUAUGGCUUGCGCGAUUCGCCGGCAAGGCAAGAGCAAGAGACGGCGGGUCUCGUAAUUCCCAAGCAUAUGGCGAGGCCGCAGCCGCAGGCAAGCAGAUCCGACGAACCCAACACCCUGGAUAUGAACGUGCGAGGUAUGAACCUCUUAGCACCCCAGCAGCGUUCAUGGCCCGACCACCACCACCAGCAGCUGGCGCAAUUUCAUCAACUGCACCAGCUUCAGCUGCAGCAGCAGCAACACGCUCAGCAGCAGCAGCAACAGCAUGUACAGCAUCAUCAACAACAGCAGAAUAUUCAUCACCAAAGGCCAGACUCUCCCACUGUUGUUGCUCAGCUCCACAGAUCGGGCUUGCAGCCGAUUCUCCAGCACGAGCAGCAGCAUCAUCAGCUCCACCAGCAGCUUCAACAAGCUGGGCAGCAACAGCAGCACAAUUUGCUGGCAAGCAGCUCCAGCACGGCCAGCGCCGGCGGGAGCAGCACCUGUAAGGAAUGCGGCAACCAGGCCAAGAAGGAUUGCGUGUACCAGAGGUGCCGGACUUGCUGCAAGAGCCGAGGUUUUGAGUGCUCCACACACGUUAGGAGCACCUGGGUCCCGGCUGCCAAGCGACGAGAGCGGCAGCUCGCCGAGGCUGCAGCCGUCGCAUCGGGCCAGCCCCGUCCCAAAUCCAAGCGGAACCGAGUCAUUGCCAUGCAGCAGCAACAGCUUCAGCUGCAACACCAACAAUCCUCGGCCGAGCAGGUCAUGAUCUUAGACGAGGAUAUUACCGCCGUCACCCCCACCACCACCAACACCUCCAAUUCCCCUCACAGUGACGCCAGGCAGCCGCAAGAUGCAGGCAGCUUGCCCUCGGAGGUGAGAGCCCAGGCGGUUUUUAAGUGCGUCAAGGUGACGAGCGUGGAGGACGGUGGGGAGGACGAGUUUGCGUAUCAGGCAGUGGUCCGAAUAGGGGGCCGGAUCUUUAAGGGAGUGUUGCAAGAUCACGGCGUUGAUGCUGGUGGAAGCAUCAGUGGCGACACGACCAGCCUGGGUGAUCUCCAGCAAGGUGGUGGUGGUGCUGCUGCUGCCGCUGCUACCGUGGGAGGAGGAGCAACAGCAACUGGAGGAUCGCCCACCCCUCCGCAGCUCUUGCAGCUGGAUCCAAUGUUUCAUGGAGGAGGGUCAUCAAGCCAGAGCCACAGUCACCACUUCCACCAAAGCUCUAGUAGAGAGGUAGAGUGACAAUUUAUUUGUCCUAGAAUUGUUGCUCGUGGCGAGAGCGUGUAAAGAUUCAUCUCGCAAUGAGAACCAAGCCAUGUGUGCUUGACACGUCGGAUUGUUUUCAACGGUAAA
Molecule: messenger RNA, 2457 nt
Organism: Selaginella moellendorffii
Lineage: Eukaryota; Viridiplantae; Streptophyta; Lycopodiopsida; Selaginellales; Selaginellaceae
Product: homeotic protein female sterile-like
Exons: 2
Coding region: 784-2346 (520 amino acids)
Biological process (GO): positive regulation of DNA-templated transcription
Cellular component (GO): nucleus
Molecular function (GO): DNA binding; DNA-binding transcription factor activity
Source: RefSeq, a predicted model, not a curated record